AUGUUCGUAACUAAACAUGCAGGAUACAUCAACGAUAUCGUAAAGCCUGGAGAGCACUUUAUGAGACAAUACCGAUACGGCUGGACAUUUCUCAGGAUCUGUCAGGCUAUCCUACCUACCAUGACGUUGCCUCGAACAAAAGCGGAGCAUAUGGCGAAGUUUGGUAGUGGGCCUGUGAGUGAAAAGGAUCUUCUACCACUUGUAACACGAUAUCCGACGAUCCUCAAAGGCUGCAUCAUCAAUUGGGCGGACGGAACACAAGCCCUUUGCUGGAUGCCAGCUUCUUGGGAUUUGUUAUACUGGGGCGUCCCUGGCCAUUCGCCUCUUGGUCCUCAGGUAACUCAAUGGCUAGCAGAUUUCUUUGCCGUUUUCCCCAGCCAUGCGUCUCGAAAUCCGGACAGUCGAGACGCUAAGGUGCCAUAUAACAUAAGCAUGGCGAAGUACUUUGCUGAGAUAAAAAGGAUAUGGGGUGUUAUUCAUGCUGGGAUAUGGAGCAUUCAAGGGCAAGAAAAGAGCGAGACUCGAAGGAAUUCCGGGCCAUUUUGCCAUAUACCCACAGAGGACAGCAAGGGAGGGAGAAACAAGGAUAGCCCCGUGAAAGCUGCAGCUGUAGUGAAGAUCAUGCGUCAAAUGAUCCCACUUUUCAACGUAUUGGCUGCCUCUUUCGACGCAGGCUCGCCAGAGCUAUACCGAGAAGCAGUUGAUCACAGGGAGGUCAUGGCCAAAGCAGGGCAAAACGUGAAACAUUGGAUAGAGGACAAUGGGGAGAAGACUUUGUAUCAUCUGCUCACGGCCUUUGUACAAAAUCAUUCAGUCGUUCUUCACCGCGAUCCAAAAGACAAGGGUAUGACUAUCGAGGCUGUGUGUGGUCAUUUUGUUGAAGGAGACAUUUGCGUGCCCAGUAUCGGUCAACGGUUACGACUUCGAGCUGGAGACAUCUUGCAAAUGGAUUCUAGUGCUCUAGCCCAUUGUCUAAGACAUUUCUUCGGAGAGCGGGUUGCUGUGGUGAUUAUUUCUCAAAGUACCAAGGACGGCCUUACGCGUCAUAUGAGCCAACUACCUCCAGGAGAGGAGCUCGACAGGUUGCAGGCUGUUCGAGAUCAAAAGGACGCACAAAAGCUUUCGAAUAACCAGGAGUUGCAAAGCGAAGAACUUGAAUCGAUCCGUCAAUUCACUAAGUAUGCGAUUCAGAUCUUGCUGGAUACUACCCAAAAGCUUUGGAAUGAAGAUGAAACCCAAGAUCCGUGGGUUUCCAAGAAAGAGAGGAAGUCUCGGAAACGAAAAUUGGGGCAAAUAGUCUCGAGCAGUGCUUUGGACGCAUCUUAUAAGCGAUCGAGGGGCAAGACGGGCUACUUCCCCGAGAGGCAGACAAGCGAGGGUGAUAAUUUGCUCAAGCAAGAAACCUCUGACCGUAGAACAUCUUCAAGGAGUCUACAAUCCCAGCUAAGUCAAGGAAGUCCUGGCACGUACUCAGAAGAACUUCCUCAGCCUGAGAAUAUUCGAAUGACCUCCAGAUCUGGACAACAGCGUCAGCGCCGGCAGGCUCAAGAAAGAACAGCCGAAGCCGCCGAAGUCUCCCACGCAACCUUGGUUCCCGAAGCCGAAGCUAGACGAGCCGACCUAGCACAAAGGCAAGAGGAACAAAUACGAAUUGCAAGACAGUUUCGUGGACACAGGGGACAGUACAACAACGGCGUGGACGAUGAAGAUGAAUCAGAAUGA
Messenger RNA from Mollisia scopiformis, 1722 nucleotides. RefSeq lists its product as uncharacterized. The transcript has 2 exons. Lineage: Eukaryota; Fungi; Ascomycota; Leotiomycetes; Helotiales; Mollisiaceae. The record is from RefSeq and is a predicted model, not a curated record. Bases 1 to 1722 code for a protein of 573 amino acids.